Aspergillus wentii DTO 134E9 is the source of this 958-nucleotide messenger RNA. RefSeq names its product histone-fold domain-containing protein. NCBI's taxonomy places the organism in Eukaryota, Fungi, Ascomycota, Eurotiomycetes, Eurotiales, Aspergillaceae. Bases 149 to 715 code for a protein of 188 amino acids. The transcript is spliced from 4 exons. Gene Ontology annotation, molecular function: protein heterodimerization activity. The record is from RefSeq and is a predicted model, not a curated record. Gene Ontology annotation, cellular component: nucleus; CHRAC.
UCUGAACAUCCAAUAACCCCUCCAGGAACGACAAAGCCACAAGUAGGCUUACUCUGCAACUUUGCAGCACUUCAUCCCCUGUUACUUCGUAUCAUUUUCUUUGUAUACCCAAUAGUCCCUCGCUGUUGCCUUUAAACACAUAUCCACGAUGUCUCCCAAAGACGCCCCCGAGCAGUCACCCUCCGAUGAAAUCACCGGCCAGAGUGCUCUUCCAUUGUCCCGGGUCAAGAAGAUUAUACAACUGGACGAAGAUAUUGUACAAUGUUCAACCAACGCUACGUUUGUCAUCUCCGUUGCUACAGAAAUGUUCAUCCAAUACCUCGCAGAGCAAGGGCAUAACGUCGUCAAGUCGGAACGAAAACCACGGAAGAAUAUCCAGUACAAGGAUCUGGCUACGGCAGUUUCGCGAAUUGAUAACCUCGAAUUUCUUGCGGACGUGAUACCCAAGACAACCACUUAUAAGCAAUUCAAAGAGAAGAAGGCGAAGGAAGCCGCCAAAACCCCCGGGGUCGAGAAAGGUCAACGCACACUAAACGGAAACCUCCCGGCAGGGAAUAAAGUAAAUGGCGAUUCGAAGAAGCAUGAUGAAUCGGCGAAAGAAGGCGAUAAACCAUCGAUUUCUGGGCCAUCGAUUACUCUGAUGGUGGAUCGGACCGUUGAUACACAGGCCGGGGGCAAUGGUCAGGAAAAUGACGUGGAGAUGACCGACGAAUGAUUUAUUCGAUUAACUUGCUUGUAAUUGUCUGGGUUUGCAUGAGGAGUUUUGUUAUAUCUAUGGGUUGAUUUUGAUGAUAAGUUAUUGUUGAUCGCAUUGGGUUUGGUUGGUUUCAGCUAGCAGGACGGGAACGGAUGAAGACAAAAAAGUGCUCUGUUGGUCAGUUUUGACAGCAUAAUUAUAUAUGAUAAUGCCAGUGUAGAUAGAAUAAAAUAAUAAUAACAAGAGAGCCAUUUAUCGAAA